Messenger RNA from Drosophila ananassae, 2321 nucleotides. RefSeq lists its product as uncharacterized. Lineage: Eukaryota; Metazoa; Arthropoda; Insecta; Diptera; Drosophilidae. Gene Ontology annotation, cellular component: ciliary basal body; axoneme. The transcript has 3 exons. The record is from RefSeq and is a predicted model, not a curated record. Bases 137 to 2278 code for a protein of 713 amino acids. Gene Ontology annotation, biological process: cilium assembly.
CCUAAAAAUAAUUUAACACAAAGCACACGAGGACACACACUAAACUACACACAAAAAAACAUAAAAAAAAUACAUAGCAAAAACCUUUAAAAAAAAUAUUACAAUAGUUUUUAGUUAAUAGAAAGAUAAACAAAAUAUGGCAGAGGAACCAGAAGUUGUCGAGACCGCGGAGGCAGCUGCAACCGAAAUGCCUGCACUUGCCCCUGCGGUUUCGUUUCAUUCUGCGCCUAAGCCUGAAGAGAUCACCCAGGCAGGAGAGCCGGUAGAGGAUUCUAGUUUGGAUGUGGAGAUCAUUCCAUUGGAUGCAGCUGUGGCGGAAUCUUCAAAGGAUGGAGAGGACCAAGGUGAUGGUACAAAAUUAAUUGACUCCGGCAAGGAUAAGACUCCUGAGGCAAGUGAUAGCUCUGUCAUCCUUUCACCGGAAGAACUCAGGAUGAGAAAGAGGCAACAACGCAGGGAUCGCUUGAAGAAAAUCAUGACCAAUCGCUUUGUUUUGGAGGGAAGUAGCGAAAGAUUAGUGGUCUUUCGAGAGGAGGUCUUUACAAAGGAGGACGAUUCGUUAAAGGACUUUGUUCUUGAGGAUCCGGAAACGAUUGUGGCCAAUUUCUAUGAACCCGAGCUGGACGUCUUGGACGUUUUGGAAGAUCCUGCCAUAGAAAUGCCACAAAUUUAUGAUGCUUUGCCAGACUUUUCUGAUGCCCUCGGGGAUGAGGCACUCGAAGACAUUUUCGAACGCGAAUUAACUCCUCCAAAUGAUGAGGACAUGUCACAUGAUGCCAUCAGUAUUAUUUCCACCAAAUCAGGAAAAGAUCCGGACACUGUCAAGCAAAAAGCAUUGUUUCUUCAGGACUUUGAUUUGCCCAGUUUGUCCGACAUCUCCGAGGAGCACCUAGCGGCACAACUAUCGCGGAUAAAGUCCGUGGCCAGUAUUGGUAUGGAGCUUAGGGAUCAAGGAUCGUUUGUUAAUCCACUAACUGGAGAGAUAUUGAGCACCAGCUCUACCAGCUCCUCUUCCAGCAUCGAAUUCGGUUCGGACAACGAGGAGCACGCCCGCGAUGCCGGCUCUGACGUUUCACUUGAUCUGUCCGACAUACCGGAGUUUCCAGAGUCGUCACAACCACUUGCGCCACAGUCAGCCCUGACAUUCGCCGAGUUCACUCUAAGUUUUAGGGCCUCCCAUUUCCCCGAUGAACAAGAAACCGAAGAUCCCCUUACGAAAAUGAUCGAAUUGGAGAAGAUAACAACUGAUUUUCUCAAUGAUCUAUUGAAAGAAGUAGUCGUGGGGGUGGAGGUUCGCAACUACGAAAACCUUCUCCGGCGCAGGUUCGACAAAAGGAAGUUGAUAAGAGAGUUAAAAUCAAUCACCAAUACACACAUACUCGAAAAGAAUAUGAACUUGAUGCUAAAUACUCGAAUGCACGAGUACUAUAAGCGCCUCAAGAACACUCGGGUGUUUGCCAAGCUUUCGGCCGUAGAUGAGAUAAACUUCUAUACCCGAUACAUGGAUGCCCUGGCCGUACUAGACCAUCUUAAGAAGAAGCUCGAGAUGUCCAAGUUGCAACAUGGCAUCCAGUUGAGCAAAGUCCUCUUCGAUCUCCACUCGGCCCAGCAGGUUACCUCCUUCAUGGAGGAUCGCCUGGAAAAGACUGUGCGCAAGACCCUAAUUAAGCCGGACAGAGAUCAACUGGCUCGGAUCGUGGAAAUGAAUUUGCGGGCCAUAGCAUCCAAGCGGAGGGAGCUCAGUGACACCAGGCUCUUUCUGAUAACCCGCAAACACACCCUGGGUAACAUCAUGAAGAAAAUCCAUGAGUUGGAUACAGUAACUGCGAACUUGGCAAUCAAGGACUUUAUAGCCAUUCAAAAUGACACGGUAGCCAUAGAAAAGAAAAUAGAGGAACGGCAUUCCGAGUUGAAAAAGAUGCGUCACCAGUACCUCAACGACAUCCACCUCCUCCAGCACAAUCGGGAAAAGACUUCGGCACUGGAAGACAAACUGCAGACAAUGAAGGAUGACCUGAAGAUAUCCCAGGAGCACCAGCGCAGUUUGCGGGCCAGACUGUAUGAGGUGAAGCUGGAAAGGACCAAACUGCGCAAAAGACACAAGGAUUUGGCGUACAAGGGUGGCAUCCUGUCGAUGCCAGCUCUUAUGCAUGAGUAUGACCAUACCGUGGACAAGCUGAAGGAGAAAGCCGAGAAGGUGCAGAAGCUCAAGGAAUCCAUGAAGGCGAUUACUAAGCGCAUCAGCUACUACGAACACGGAGUAGGACACAGUCUUUAAAAAAUAGAAAUACAAUAAAACAUUGAAAACUAAAAACUUGAAA